Molecule: messenger RNA, 636 nt
Organism: Trypanosoma cruzi
Lineage: Eukaryota; Euglenozoa; Kinetoplastea; Trypanosomatida; Trypanosomatidae
Product: ubiquitin carrier protein 4, putative
Exons: 1
Coding region: 1-636 (211 amino acids)
Biological process (GO): protein polyubiquitination; ubiquitin-dependent protein catabolic process
Cellular component (GO): nucleus
Molecular function (GO): ubiquitin conjugating enzyme activity
Source: RefSeq, a predicted model, not a curated record
AUGUCCGCAGAUCGUUCCUCACGACGUAAGGAGAUGGAUUUUAUGAAGUUGAUGAAUGGCCCACGAAAGGUGCAUCCAUCUAAUUCUGUCUCAGAGUUUUGGGUUGAGUUUAAUGGACCCGAAGGAACAGCCUACGAGGAUGGCACGUGGUUUAUUCACGUCCAGCUUCCAGCUGAUUACCCAUUUAAGUCCCCUUGCAUCGGAUUCAGCAACAGCAUUUAUCACCCAAAUGUGGACGAGGCAAGCGGGUCUGUUUGUCUGGAUGUGAUUAAUCAGACAUGGACACCCAUGUAUGAGUUGCAGAACGUCUUCGAUGUUUUUCUCCCGCAACUCUUGCGGUAUCCCAACGCCUCUGACCCUUUAAACUCCUCUGCCGCUUCCAAGUUGCUUCAUGACCCUAUUGCCUAUGUCUCUAUUGUCCGCGAACAUGUUUCAAGACAUGCCACAAGAGAAGUGGCGCUUGGGAGCAUCCCUUUGGAGUUCCGACCGCUGCAGGAGGACGCGGUGAGAGCGAAUGAAAAGACCCGAACGGUGUUGGAGGAUAGUUCCCCAGCCACCUCCAAGGGUCUAACAGAAGCCCCGAACUCCUGUGUUGACAGCGAAGAGGAAUAUGAACCGGAGUCGAUUGAUAUCUGA